Molecule: messenger RNA, 2500 nt
Organism: Salarias fasciatus (jewelled blenny)
Lineage: Eukaryota; Metazoa; Chordata; Actinopteri; Blenniiformes; Blenniidae
Gene: rab38a
Product: RAB38a, member RAS oncogene family
Exons: 3
Coding region: 73-711 (212 amino acids)
Biological process (GO): endosome to lysosome transport; phagosome-lysosome fusion
Cellular component (GO): Golgi apparatus; lysosome; phagocytic vesicle
Molecular function (GO): GTPase activity; GTP binding
Source: RefSeq, a predicted model, not a curated record
UGCCCCCGUCCAUCCCCCUGGUCCUCCCCAGUCCGGUGGAUUCAUGCUCAGCUCUCGCCCUCCUCGGUCGCCAUGCAGAACAACCACCACAAGGAGCAUCUCUAUAAGAUCCUCGUCAUAGGUGACCUCGGAGUUGGGAAGACCAGCAUCAUCAAGCGGUAUGUCCACCACAACUUCAGCCCCAACUACAGAGCCACCAUCGGGGUGGACUUCGCGCUCAAAGUCCUCAACUGGGACCAGGAGACGGUGCGCCUCCAGCUGUGGGACAUCGCAGGUCAGGAGCGGUUCGGCAACAUGACCCGAGUGUAUUACCGUGAAGCCAUGGGCGCCUUCAUUGUGUUUGAUGUGACACGGCCCGCCUCCUUCGAGGCUGUCACAAAGUGGAAAGAGGACUUGGAUUCCAAACUGACACUUGCCAACGGGAAACAUGUGGCCACUGUGCUCCUGGCGAACAAAUGUGACCAGGGUCGGGAUGUACUGACCAAUAAUGGAAUAAAGAUGGAGCAGUUCUGCCAGGAAAAUGGCUUCGUGGGAUGGUACGAGACCUCCGCUAAGGAGAAUAUCAACAUUGACGAAGCAGCCAACUGCUUGGUGAAACACAUCAUUGCCAGCGAGAACGACAUGCUCCAGUCGGAGGUCUCCGACACCAUCACCCCACAGUUAGAGAAGGACAAAGGAGGAACAUGCUCCGCCUGCUUCAGGUCCCAGUAACGCUCCUCCUGCAUGUCAUUAUACACACACACACAUCAGUUCACGUCUGAGCAGCAGAAGGAGAACUUCUAUUUUUAUUGUCUUUUUCUUUUUUGUGUGGGAAACCGUUUUCCCGCCGGGUAGCUCAGGUGGGUGGAGGGGGCGUCGGAGCGGGGCGGGGUGGCUGACGGGAGAGGCAGCUGGCCCAAACAAUUCCAUGGACUGAAACAGAAACAGAAAAGAGAGGAAGAGAGAUGGUUGCAGCUGGGUGCGCUUGUCAAAGGCAAGGUCACCCUCUGGGCGACUUCAAGCCUUGACACUGCCACUCCGGUUGCCAUGGAGACACAGUUAAUGAACACAUGCUCGGAGAGGUUGCAGCAAAUCACAGCUGACUGUAUCGACAGUAAAGGUCUGUGGAAGUAAUCACUAUAUAUAUAUAUAUAUAUAUAUAUAUAUAUAUAUAUAUAUAUAUAUAGGAACCAUGGUGUCUGUCUCUCUUUCUUCUUCUGCUUUCACCCUCAGUCUUGAUUUUUUUCUGCUGACAGUUUGGAGCAAUAUGAAGGACUGUAAAUGCCAGCUAUCACACCUCCAUCGCCUUCUCCUCAGUCCUGAUCAGCCACGUUGCUUCUGUACACCCGGUUUAUAUCAUCUGUGAGGCUAAUAGUGGGAGCAAAAUGACCUGUGUGUGCAUGUGUGUGUGUGUGUAAAAAUGUGUUAGUAUGUACCAUUAGCAGAUUUUUGUUGUGUUUGCCUAUGAGGACCUGUGAAUGUCUGCCUCGUCCUCCACGUCAGGCAGGUCUUCAGUCAGCUAGAAUUUUUCAAGCCCUCAACUGCUGCUGACUGACUCGCGCUUGUCAGGUCUGUGCUGUGUCUUCCAGGCGUGACAGAAGUGAGCCUGUGAGUAAAGAGGGCGAAGAAAAAACUGUAGCUCCUGAAAAAUCUUCAUCGUGGUAAAAGCAGCAAAACUCCACCUGUAGGAAUGGAGCUGACUGAGAAGCUCACAUGAGGGGAAGUUAAAUGGAGAGACGUUUACAAGUCCUCUCAGGCAUGCACAAGUCCCAAUAUGCUGACUUUGAACAUAUUUCAUGUGCACAGAUUGUAUAAUACAUGCAGGAAGUCACACACAAAUUGUGACACACUCAUGCAAAUCUAUGUAUGCAAAUGUGUGAGAAUGAACAGAUAAAUCUCAAUAUGAAGACAAAUAAUUAUAUGCAAACAUAAAUCAGACACACAGCUCUCCACAUGAACACACAAGUCAUUUCUCCACAAUAAUCAUCAGUUUUUACGGCACUGCUCCGUGUGCUGUCUGUUCUUAUGGGUUCAUACACUCACUGCCUUCAGUAAUGCGAUGUAUAUCAGAUUAUAUGGAUGUAAUUAAAGUGCCUUUUCUAACACUACCCAUUUAAUUUAAUGUCUUCAACAGAUAUAUUCUUGCUGUAUGUGUUAUUUAUGAGUGCUCUCAAAGGUGCACAUUUUUUUCUUUCAUUUUUGUCACCGAGGAGGAAUCCAGCUCAUUUCCACUCCUGCAAAACUCUAUGGUAAACAUUCAAUGUGUGUUGGAAAAAAAAAAAGGAAAAAAAAGAAAAAAAAGUUGUAUUAAAUUAAGGAUGAUGUCUAAUAUAUCCUUUUUUUUAUUCAGUGGUUUUAUAUUUAAUUUCUAUUCCACUGUGAAAUACUUGUACUAUGUGUAAUUAAGGGUUAAAUGCAAAUGUGUAUACAGCUUUGUACAUAUCGUACACAGCAACUAAGACGGAUUAUAGAGCCAAAGAUGUAUCCCAUGUCUUUAUGAAUAAACCAUAGAUUUACUGGC